GGAAGCGCAAACUACAAAAGGGAUACCAGGAUGAGCCUGCAGAGCGUAACCAGUGCCAACUCUGUGCCGUUUGCGCAAGAGCCCAAACCGUUUGUAUGAGAGAACUCAAGACUGGCGUAAUGUUUAAUCAGUACAUGCGCAUACGGCUGGCCGAAUGAAGGCGCUGGUUGCUCGGAACUGGGAGUUUAGAUCUCUUCGUCUGAGGACAUGUUACUGGAAGUCAAGUCUGCAUGACAGCGUUACAACGCAGAAUACCAGCCCUCAACACGCAACAAGAAAUACCAGAUUGAAAAUGGACAAAUCACAUCUGGCGGUCUACCACAUUCUAGCACGAGAGCUUCACCGACAAAGAGGUUUGUUGGAUUCCAUGGCGCAUUUUACCACAGCACCAUAGAAAGAAGAAAUAUGCGUCGAGCGAUAGCAAAUGCUUUUGACGGCAAGCGGAGAGAGUGUAAGAAUACAAGGGAACCAAGGGUGCUUACUGUACACUACAUGCAUGCGGGACAUUUGCAUUGGGACCGGCGUUUUUGUUUCUUCCUAUUCGCAUAGGGCGGGAUACCAUAUCACGAUGUACAUGACAAAGCAACAAUACAUACAUACAAACUGUCCCGGCUACUUUUGUCAACUUGUGCCUAUGACGAGUGCGUAGACGG
Molecule: messenger RNA, 653 nt
Organism: Bipolaris maydis ATCC 48331
Lineage: Eukaryota; Fungi; Ascomycota; Dothideomycetes; Pleosporales; Pleosporaceae
Source: RefSeq, a predicted model, not a curated record